AUGAGGGUGAAGGUGUUAUCGCGAAAUCCAAGUGAUUAUCAGCGAGAAACGAAAAAUGAUAUUUAUAAAGCUCCACGGAACUUUAGUUUGCCGGAGGAUCCGUUUCAGGUUCAAGUGGAGUACACACGAGCGGUGAAUGCUGCUAAACUGAACAGGGUCUUUGCAAAACCAUUCAUUUCAAGUUUAGACGGUCACAAUGACGGUGUUUCAGUGCUUUGCAAACAUCCUCUUAGAUUAACAACGAUUUUCUCUGGUGGUAGAGAUGGUCAGGUACGGAUAUGGAAUUUAGCGUUGCAUAAAUGCCUGACAACGAUACAGGCACAUAGUGGGCCUGUUAAUGGGAUCUCAUGUGAUAAUCUUUCGGGUGAAACCUUUGUGACAGUUGGACACGAUUCACAGUUGAAACAUUGGAAAUGUCCAGAUCCAGUUGAAGGCGAUCUCUCAGAACCGGUACAUUCGAUACCUCUUAAUGGUGUUGCUCAUGCUGUUUCACACAUUGUGAAUAGUACUGACUACGUUACGUGCGGCGAUGGCAUACAUGUAUGGAAUAAGUUAAGGGAUUCUCCGAUCCGAAUAUAUAACUUGGGGGUAGAUUCAGUUUAUACAGUAAAAUGCAAUCCUGUCGAAACAGAAAUUAUAGUGGGUUGUGGUAGUGAUCGGACGAUUGCAUUACUGGAUACAAGGCAGAAAUAUCCAUUAAAAAAAGUGACGAUGAAAUUGCGUCCAAAUGCGGUAAGCUGGAAUCCAAUGGAAGCUUUUACAUUCACAGUCGCAAAUGAUGAUUACAACUUAUAUACGUUCGAUAUUCGGAGGCUAACUGAUCCUCGGCGCGUAUACAAGGGCCAUACAAAUGCAGUGAUGGAUGUUGAUUAUUCACCUACAGGAACUGAAUUUGUUUCUGGAAGCUAUGAUCGUUCAUUAAGGAUAUUUCCCGUCGAGUCAUUUAGUAGCAGGGAAAUAUACCACACCAAACGAAUGCAGCAGGUGCUUUCUGUGUUAUGGUCACUAGAUAACAAGUUUGUGUUAUCUGGUUCUGAUGAAAUGAACAUUCGCUUAUGGAAAGCAAAUGCAAGUGAGAAAUUAGGUCCGUUACACCGACGUGAGCGUGCAGCAUUUAAUUACAAUGCGCGGUUGUUGGAAAUUUAUGGUGAACAUCCUGAAGUUAGACGAAUUGUGAAGCGUCGUUUCGUUCCUAGAUCAAUUUAUACAGCUACAAAGGAGCACCAAACAAUAAGGCUGUCACAGCGGCGUAAAGAAGAAAAUAAGAGAAAGCAUUCGAAACCUGGCGCUGUUCCAUAUGUCCCCGAGCAUUUAAAACAUAUGGUGAAGGAAUCUAAUAUGUCGUGA
Cercopithifilaria johnstoni is the source of this 1347-nucleotide messenger RNA. Lineage: Eukaryota; Metazoa; Nematoda; Chromadorea; Rhabditida; Onchocercidae. The record is from the annotation of a GenBank genome assembly.